AUGGCCUCUGGGUCAUGUGACUCUUUCCUGCUAGGGCCGCAAAAGGGAGUGGAAGCAGGAGAGAGCUGCAGCAUGGUGUGCUUAAGCCACAGUAAAUUCCAGCCUAUGUGCUUACUGAGGUUACUGUACAUAAGAAGUCUGCCCAAAUUGGCCAUCCUGCAAAUGCCCAUUGAGCCGCUGGUCGACAGCUUCACACGUUCACCCGAUCCGCUGCUGGCCAUGUGCUACAUACAUGAUCAUAAUAACAUGGAAUGUGGUUUUGAGAAGCUGCGGGUUGGGACAGGAGCCAUGAUCACUCGAACACCUUACCGGAGAGACGCUUUGGGGGGCUUAGCUUUAGAGCAUCGGGGCUUCCAGAUUGUGAGGGCAAACUUGAAGAAAGCCAGAGAAAUUUCCUUCCACCCCGUUGUGAAAGGCCAUCACAUCUCAUUAGAUGGUUGCAUGCAUCGUGCAGAAAGAUACAAGAGCUUCAACCAUGGUUUACUCUUCUCAAACCGACCCCUGUACUAUCAGGAGAAAAUCUGGGUGAAGGUCAUAGAAGACGAGCCACAUUGGCACGGAGCAUUAAGACUGGGCUUCACCUCUGUGGAUCCCGACACGAUAGACCCUUCCAGGCUACCACCCUUUUCUUGUCCUGAUCUAAACCGGCGUAAUGGUUUCUGGGCUGUGGCCGUUCCUGAAGACCUGUGCUACCAGAAUAACCUGAUUUCAUUUUGGGUGAAUAAAAAAGGACAAGCACUCUAUCAGGCUAUGGGAGACUCAUGUCCAACAGUGCUUUUCUCCGGCCUCCCCAGAAACGGGCUGCUCUGGGCCAUGAUUGACGUGUACGGUCAGACCAAAGCCAUCCAACUCCUCAGUAAGUGGAAACAUUCGGAAGGCCAUCAUCCAAAAGUUUUUUGCGUGAUAUAA
Messenger RNA from Spea bombifrons (plains spadefoot toad), 909 nucleotides. RefSeq names its product E3 ubiquitin-protein ligase NEURL1-like. The transcript has 5 exons. Gene Ontology annotation, molecular function: ubiquitin protein ligase activity. NCBI's taxonomy places the organism in Eukaryota, Metazoa, Chordata, Amphibia, Anura, Pelobatidae. The record is from RefSeq and is a predicted model, not a curated record. The coding region runs from base 1 to 909 and encodes 302 amino acids.